Messenger RNA from Acanthochromis polyacanthus (spiny chromis), 2849 nucleotides. RefSeq names its product PARP1 binding protein (gene parpbp). The transcript has 11 exons. Gene Ontology annotation, cellular component: chromatin. The coding region runs from base 103 to 1875 and encodes 590 amino acids. Lineage: Eukaryota; Metazoa; Chordata; Actinopteri; Pomacentridae. The record is from RefSeq and is a predicted model, not a curated record. Gene Ontology annotation, biological process: negative regulation of double-strand break repair via homologous recombination.
AGGCAGCGACGUCACCGGCAAUUUAAAAAUUUGAAACGGCAAAUCUUUGUGGUGAAGGACGUGUCUUUGGCUCAGGAGACUGGAACAAUACUAAAGGGAAUAAUGGAGGCCUUAGGUGACCGUCUCAAACUGAUGGUAAAGACCUUCAGGAGGGAGUGCCACAGAGUUUUGCAGUCAGAAAGAACUACUGUUUAUGGAGCUGAUGGCAUGCUGAUGGUGUUGCAGCUCGCCAUGGCAGAAGUGAAUAAAAAGCAGCGCGGCGGAGAGUUCAAAGUGGCUCUGAGCGACGUCCUGAUGGCCUGGAAGCACUUACUGUUAGACAAACUUCACCUGCCGCCCCCCAGCUCUGCACGCUCGGAGAACUAUGAUCUCAUUCUGGAGGCUUACGAGUCCUUCCUGAAACGCUCCAACGCCGUGGACCUGGUUGAUAUCUUCUCCAUGUACAAACAACUGGGACUGGAGCCCGAGGAGCCCGUGAGCCCGACCCAGCUGUUUGAGUUCUUAUCAGGCAACAUGGAGAUUCCACAGCCUCCAGACUCCUCAGUGCCAUCAACGCCGUCUCGUAGAGUCGAUCUCUGCAGCUCCCAGGUGAAAAUGGCAGUAAGAAGGGUCUUCUUCUCCUAUCUCAGUUUGCUGGUGAACUCCAAGAACGACAUGGCCCUGGCAUUAACCCUGGACGUCCCCAGUCGAUCUCUGGGCCGACAGGCGUUUACCGACAUCAAGCACGCUGCUCACGACCACAACACCUCUCUCUUCUUGGCUGUGACAUCUUUCGUUAGGGCCAUCCAGCUCGGAGGGAAAGGCUACGCUCCAGCCGAGUCCGACCCACUGAGGAAACAUUUCAAAGGCCUGUCGGAGUUUGUCCAGUUUUUAGACAACCUGGAAGAAAUACUCGGGGAGAUUCCUGACCCAAGUGCGUGUGGAAGCAGACUGGUGGCGGCCAUCAGGGCGGCGCUGGUGAAGGGUCGCUGCAGUGGAGAGGCGGCGUACGUCGCAGCUGAAGAGACGACAAAGCAGCUGAAGGAAAGGAUUUGUCAGCUACACCAGAUCCAGAAACAGGCUGCACAUGGGACCGGGAUAAGUCCUGCCAGGCCAAAAGCUCAUGCGGUCAAUCACGCCACCGCCUAUGGAGGUCGGGACACCGUCAAGGUGCUGAUGGCGCUGCUGGACGAAGAAGCCGUGAGUCCUCCGUGUCCCAACAAGGCAGAUCUGCUGUCCGAGGACCAGCCUGUCCUCAGUGGAACCGAUGGAACCUGUUUCCUCAUGAUGUUCAGAUCCCCCGAAGUGUCUACUGGAUGUUCUCCAGAACCCCUCAGGAACCGAGUCCAGAGCCGACUAGACCUUCUCAAACCCAAGGCCAGAGUCAGAGUCAUCAGAUCCCAGUUUGCGUGCACCUACAAGGAUGAAGAACUGCCUCUCAACCGUGUGCUGGACUUCCCCAGCUCCAGCCAGCUCCCUACCUGUGCGCACUCAGCACCCAAACCCAGAACCACCACAGCUGUGGACGAUGAGUGCAGCUCUGAGGCGGAGGACACAACCACAGUCUUUGCAGCCAAGCCUACGUCCGGGUGUCUGAGUAAGGAGCAGAGUGAGGCACAGCGGGGGGCUACUCUCCAGCAAAGAAGUGGAAAUGCCCAAAACAGAGGUGCAGGCCCUGGUAACAGAAAGAAAACUGGCAUUCAGAUGCAGAGCAAGGGGAACAAGAGGAAGCAGCUGGAAUCUGACCAACGUGACGGGUCAGAGAAUGAGCCUCCACAGAAGAAACAGCCGAGCAGUGCGUCAGUCAAAAUGCCUGGCAAAAAUGUCUGCAAGGCCCCGAGUAAGAAGAAGCUAAUAGCUGGACAGGGAAAGCUAACCAGCUUUUUCAGAGUCUAAUCAUUAUAUCCACUAAUUAAUGACACAAUAUGGGCAUUCUGUCAAAUGUAGUUCAGAAAAAGCAGCCGUAGGUUGUACAGUUGAUUUCAAUAGUGAGUUGCGUACAUCUUGGAAGACACACUUUUGUUUUUUAUCAAGAGGUUGAAGAGGAAAUGAUGUUUGUCUGCAUGCUAAUAAGCAGCUUAGGGUAGGAGACAGUUAGCUUACAUUAGCCGCAAGACCAGAAGCAGAAAGAACAUUAUCUAGCCAGCUAACUAGAUGCUACCAUAGCUUCAUUUUUAGCUAACUUAUUGUUUUUCAACCUCUGUAAACAAACGAGAUAUAAUGUGUUGAUUAGAAAGCUUCAUGCCUUGUCAAGACUUUAUCUGGAAGCAGAGUUAAGUGGCUAACCACGUCACCUUGCUAGCUAUCCAGCUGCUAGAACUUACAAAUAAACUUAUGUACAAAUUAUACAACCAAUAUGUUUAAUAAUGAGUUUCAGAAAUUUGGUAAGAGCCAAGCUGCUGUUUCUUUCUUCUUUUGUCCUUGUGUAGUGGUAAUCUUGUCACUUUGGGGAUUCAUGUAUACAGUAGUGUACACAGGUAGCAUCCAUGUUAUUAUUUAACUCUCAAACUAUAAGGUAAAUCAGUAUCUCAAAAUGGAAAAUUAUUCAUUUAAUUACCGAGCAUAUAAAAUGUCAAAAUGUAGUCAAUGAAAAGCACAAAAUCUUGAGUAAUAAUAACUUAAUCCUACACCUUUAGCAGUGUGGAAAAUGCAGCUGCAAACUGAAUACAUCAACUGGGCGUCUAUAUUUUGUAAUUGCACUUUAUCUCUUUUCAUCUUCAAGACCAGUGAUCACUAAACCCGUGUAGAUGCUGAAAUGUAUUUAAUCACUGGCUGUGAAUGUUGAAAUUUUAUUUCACUCAUGUUGGAAUAAACUCUGUAAAUGUAAUGCAACUGUUCAUUUUUAAUAAACUUUUAUUUUGUCUCUACAA